Messenger RNA from Onychostruthus taczanowskii (white-rumped snowfinch), 5655 nucleotides. RefSeq names its product collectin subfamily member 12 (gene COLEC12). The transcript is spliced from 10 exons. Gene Ontology annotation, molecular function: low-density lipoprotein particle binding; pattern recognition receptor activity. The record is from RefSeq and is a predicted model, not a curated record. Lineage: Eukaryota; Metazoa; Chordata; Aves; Passeriformes; Passeridae. Bases 153 to 2381 code for a protein of 742 amino acids.
AGCGAGGGCGAGCGGCAGCGGCCGGGGCUGCGCAGCAGGGCCCGCGGCGGGUCAUGGCCCGGCUGUAGGCAGGGAGCGCUCCGCCGCCCGCCGCUCCCGGCGGCAGCCCCGCCGCGCCCCGACCGUCCUAUGAGAGCCGCCCCGGCGCCAAGAUGAAAGACGACUUUGCAGAGGAGGAGGAGGUGCAGUCCUUCGGCUACAAGAGGUUUGGUAUUCAGGAAGGGAGCCAAUGUACCAAGUGUAAAAAUAACUGGGCACUGAAGUUCUCCAUCAUCUUAUUAUACAUUUUAUGUGCCCUGUUAACAAUCACAGUAGCCAUUCUGGGAUACAAAGUUGUAGAAAAAAUGGACAAUGUGACAGGUGGCCUGGAAACAUCUCACAGAAGAUACACAGAAAAGCUCACAGAAGUGGAGAGUGAUCUGAAGAAAUUAGAUGACCAAGCCGGGCAAAAAGCCUUGAAUACUAACACUGAACUGUCCAGCUUCAGAUCUGACAUUCUGGCUCUUCGUCAGCAACUUCAUGACAUUUCAGAGAAAACUAGCAGAAACAAAGACACACUGGAGAAGCUGCAAGAGUCUGGGAAAUUAUUAGAUGACAGACAGAAUCAAAUGAAAAGUGCCUUAGAUAGUAACUCUUUCACAAUCAUCAGUGUUAAUAAGACUCUUCAGGCAUAUACUGGCUAUAUCAAUGAUCUCCAACAAGACACAAGUAAUAUACAAGCAAACCUGCAAAGCCAAGAGCAUUCUCAAAAUGUGAUCAUCAUGAGCCUUAACAACUUAAACCUGACUCAAAUACAGCAAAGAAAUCUUAUCAGUGUCUUACAGAAGUCAAUGGAAGAUACAAGCUCGGCUAUUCUAAGAAUCAAGAAUGACUUCCAAAAUCUGCAGCAGGUUGUCCUUCAGGCCCGGAAGGACACUGACUGGCUUAAGGAGAAAGUACACAAUUUACAGGCUUUGGCUACCAACAACUCAGCAAUGGCAAAAGCCAACAAUGAUACCCUUGAAGACAUGAACAGUCAGCUCAGCUCCUUCAGUGGGCAGAUGGAGAACAUAACCACAAUUGCCCAAGCCAAUGAACAAAGUCUAAAGGAUCUCCAGGAACAGCAUAAAGGAGAUGAAAACAGAACUGCUGCCAAAAUCAGCCAUCUAGAAGAAAGGUUCCAGGUCUUUGAAACCGAUAUAGUCAAUAUCAUCAGCAACAUCAGCUACACUGCUCAUCACCUACGGACACUGACAAGCAAUCUCAAUGAAGUCAGGACAACUUGCACAGACACCUUAAGUAAACACUCAGAUGAGCUGAUUUUUAUGAACAGCACGCUAGCCAAUAUUCGCAUAGACUCUGCAUCUCUCAAGGUGCAACAGGAUUUGAUGAGGUCAAGGUUAGAUGUUGAAGUUGCCAAUUUGUCAGUAAUCAUGGAAGAAAUGAAGCUGGUGGAUUCCAAACACGGCCAGCUCAUCAAGAACUUCACUAUCCUGCAAGGUCCUCCUGGUCCAAGGGGACCUAAAGGUGACAGAGGCCCUCAAGGUCCUCUUGGCCCUGCUGGCCUAAAAGGACCAAAAGGAGAGAAAGGAGAGCCUGGACCACCAGGACCUGCAGGUGAGAAGGGCCCACCUGGGCCAGCUGGGCCACCAGGAGAAAAAGGAGGGAAAGGUUCAAGAGGAUCACCUGGCUCCAAAGGUCAGAGAGGUUCUCCUGGCAAGACCGGUCUGCCUGGACCAAACGGAGACCCAGGGCCACCAGGGCCACCUGGCAAGGAUGGUCCACCAGGGCCCCAGGGCCCACCUGGAUUUCAAGGCCUGCAAGGAACUGUGGGAAGCCCAGGGCUACCAGGACCGCGAGGAAUAACUGGACUCCCUGGAGUCCCUGGGCUGCCUGGUCCAAAGGGCCCACCUGGCCCACCGGGGCCGCCAGGUCCAGGGAUGCCCAUGGCACUACAGAGUCAGCCUACACCCGUACCCGAGGCUAAUGGUUGUUCACCCCGCUGGAAGAACUAUACAGAAAAGUGCUACUACUUUUCUGUCGAAAGAGAAAUUUUUGAAGACGCAAAGUUAUUCUGUGAAGAGAAAGCAUCGCGCUUGGUUAUCAUCAACAACAAAGAGGAGCAGCAAUGGAUAAAAAGGCAGAUUGUUGGGAAAGGCAGCUUCUGGAUUGGACUAACAGAUUCAGAGAAGGAAAAUGAAUGGAGAUGGUUGGAUGGAUCCUUACCAGUUUACACUAACUGGAAACCUGGGCAGCCUGAUAACUGGGAUCACGAGCAUGGGCCAGGGGAAGAUUGCGCUGGGCUGAUCUAUGCUGGGCUCUGGAAUGACUUCUACUGUGAAGAUAUUAACAAUUUCAUUUGUGAAAAAGACAUGGACAAAGGGCAAAUUCUUGGAGUGUAAUAGGCUGUAACUUUACAGAUACCUUUGUAUUAAGGAAAUUUAUGUAAAGAAGAAGAAAAUCCUGGGAAAGCGCAACACUGACUUCCAAAAUUGAAAAAAAAUAUGAAAACAGAAAAAAGCAAGCACUGAAAACUGAUUUAAAAGCAUCAAGGAAUUCAGCAAUAACUCUUCUCCAGCAUCCUGUAAUUAUUUAAGGCCUUUCGACCCUCAGCAUCAGGAAAUGUUGGACUAACUCUGUUUUAGAUUUUCUUCCCAACCAGUAACCACAUCCAUAAGCAGCUUGUGUCUUCUGAGAAAAGACAUUCUAUCAAUCUGAGUAAGACUGUUGGUCACUCAUAUAGAAAAACAUAUAAAGCAACUGUGUAAACAGUUGCUUAAUUUGCUAAAAUCCCAAAUGUAGGAAAAUUAUACAGAUACACGAAUAUAUAGAUUUUAUAUAAAUAUAUAUAUAUAGUCCAACUCUUAUCAGUAAUAUGGAAUAUACUUUUAAGAGCUUUUAAAACUUUGUAUUUUUGUACAAAAUAUUUGCUUUUUACAAUUGUUCUCUUUUUUACUGACUUUUUUUACAAAUAUAGUGCACAGGGGCCAAAGAAAACAAUAAAGGUACUAAUAAUUCAUUAAGGUUUGCUGUCAGGCCUAGCUCAGCUAUAGAGAAAUAUUUUUACUUUCCCAGAUGAUUUGUUCUGGUUAAAUAACUUUUAAAGCAGAUUUUAGAUAGUGUUUUCCUUACUGUAUGCAGUCUAGUCUGCAUGUGUAACAAUUAAGUUGACUAAGGACUAGAUACUCAUUAUAGCUCUGAUCACAGCCAGUGUUUCAUUGGGGUACUAUGGAAAGACCAUUUUAAUAAAAGCCCUUCCUUCCUUCCUUCCUUCCUUCCUUCCUUCCUUCCUUCCUUCCUUCCUUCCUUCCUUCCUUCCUUCCUUCGUUCCUUCCUUCCUUCCUUCCUUCCUUCCUUCCUUCCUCCCUCCCUUCCUCCCCUCCUUCCUCCGCUCCUAUUCCUUCCACUCAGAAGAAAAUUCCAUGGAGGUAAAUCUCCAAUUUUUAAUAAUCAUUUUGAAAUGUUUUCAUUCCUUCUCCCUUCUUGUAAGGAAUUCUACCCCAGUAGUUGCCACACAUACUGCAGGUCAAGCCCAGAUGAGAGACUUUAUGAAAAGAGAAACAAAGAAGCUGCAUACACUGAAAUAUGUUUGUUUUUAAGACAGAUUUCAAGAUUUGGUGAGAAAAACAUGCCAUACUCAGAAAAGUCUAAUAAACUUGCACUUCUCCAAAGUGCUUUGUAAAUCGAUCUCUCUGUUUUCUUGGACUGGUACUUCCCUCCCAAACAAAAUAGAAAAUAAAAUAUGCUGCAAAGCAGAAAGAGAUUAUACCGUUACCCAGCCAGUUCCCUCCACAGUCCCAUGAGCUGUUGUCUUGGCAGCAAUAUUGCUUAUCAGGAAUUCAAAAAAUUGGUAGGUUAAUUCAUUAACAGAAACCUUGGUAUUUGUUUCCAGUUUUUAUACCCUUCUCAUGGCCACAUGCUCUACAAUGAAGGAAGUUGUUUUGGCUUUUUGGGAAGGAGAGCUCUUUUUCCAUUGCCUCCUGACCUGCCAUUUACCUUGGCUGAAUGCAGAUAAGUUUGUUGAAAUACUCCAGCUCUGUUGGAAAGAGACAAGAUUUUAUACUUCAGAUUUUCAAGUAUUGCUCCUAAGAUCAAUCACUUAAAAACUGCUGUUUCCCUACAUCUCCCUCCGGUAUUUUAAAUUUCAAUUAUAAUUUUUUUUCAAAAUACACAAAAUGUUACAUUUGGGAAUCUGUCCUGUGUCUCAUUAGAUAUGAGACAGGAACAACAGGAAAAUUGCAUCUGCUUAAUUAAAAGUGAAAAGUUUAUGUAUUACAGCUGCAGAAACCCUGUGUCACCAUCAUGGAGGCAGGGCUUGUCUUCAGACAGUCUGGAUUUCAUGAGCCUUUUCUUUUGGCUUUUUCAUAAAGUUUUGAAGACAACUUGAUUCUGCCAUGCACUGUCAUGCUGUACUGAGGAGUUGUGUGUAGACACAUGCUGUAAUGUUUACAUCUAUAUUUACACAUUGUCUGUGGAGAGAAUGUUAAACUGCUAUUUUUGGAUAAUGAGGUACAAAACUAGUAUUUUGUGUGCCCCGAGAGCCUCACAAACCCUGGUGAGUGGAACCUUGAAGAGCCACACUGAAGUGGAAGCACUGCUACCUUUGUUUUGAAUGUUGGCUUAUUUAGGUGAAAUAAGCCUGUUUUGAGCAUCUACCACAUAAAAUUACGUUCUUCAUGCUUUUUAUUGAUGUCACACAACUUGUGUCACAAAAAGAAGUGAAUGAGAAACGUCUGUUUAAGCCCAAGCUAUAUUGCUUCCUUGCCCAGAUUUCAUCCUUCUCUUCAUUCAGCAACAGCAGUGAUGGUACAUACACGAGAUCAGAUUAUCCAAGAGUUAUCUAGUGUCCCCCAGCCAGAGGAAUUACAAGCUGAGGACACUGAGAAAUGAGACGUGACUGGGCUCACACCUUCUGUUCACACACUUGAAUCAAACACUGCAGCUGUUAGACAAAACUGGAUGAAGAGGGAUGCUGCAGUUGGGUGCCUGACGUGUCCGGUCAUCCUUAAAAUAUGGCCUGAGCAGCCAGGCGUGCUGAGGCAGACCAUCCUUUUGACCUAGUAUUCCUGCAGGAAGGAAACAGAGGUGUCCAAUGGCAACAAGAAUUGAAAUCACUGAGAGGACCAAGAGUGUUAAGACAGCUCAGGAACAUGUCACAGAAAGGACAGAUGAUUGGCAGGAGCGCAAGCAGGACACCAGAAUGGGCCAAGAAAUUGUCAUGAAAGUCACACCUGCCACUCCUUAAUGGGAAAAAAUCCCCAUCAAAUCUUUCUGUAUGGUUUGAGUAAUAAUGCAGGUUGUAUGGAAAGUUUUAAGUGAUAGCAAAUUAUUUUGUCCAAGCUUGAUUUUGCUUUCCUUCUUAUACAUGAGUUUUGUAGCUUGUCAUAUUGAGCACACAUUCUCAUAAUCCUUCUUAUUUUACAUAAAAUUAAAUGCAAGUUGAUAUACCCCGGUAAGCACUGGGACUGUUGGAAAAAAAAGAGGGAAAGGCAGAGAAGGUACAAAGUUAUUGUGAUUUACAUUAAGUUCUGGAUUUCUUAAUGUCAUUUCUGACUUGUUUCAUUAAUUUAUUUGGAAAUGCCUUCAGCUGAUUAGAGCUUAUAAAUCUCAACUCUCAUUUCCUUUGUUGUCUAUAAUUAAUACUUGCAAAUGUUCCAAUAAAGAAAUCACUACGUG